CGAACCAUUGCACCAUGAACUACUCUACGUUGCAACACAUUCUGAUAGUUAUACCUUUCCUGUUGUUUCUCAUGGAUAUCUGUGAGUCCAGGCCUUGGUGGCCAUCAAACGAAGCUGGUUAUGAUGCCAGUUUGGAUCCCGUGGCCUGGUCAAGAUCUUUUGCCCCCGAACAAGUGAGGAAAACCCGAUAUAAUGUCCUCGCGGAACCCAGAAGCAAACAUCGCCAUCGGCAAUCAUCGAAACUUUAUUACCAAAAGCCCGUGACUUCGUAUCCCGAACACUUUGUGAAUGCAAAAUACUACAAGAGAUUCCUAAGAAGACGACAAAAACUGGCAGCACGUGAGAGAUACGCACACUGGAGUCAAUAGUCCCUUAUGAUUCAUAACCAUUAGGUGCUAAGCAAAUCUUUAUUUCUAGUAAUUAGCAUAAUAAACAAAAGACUUAAGACACAAACGAGAUGGUUUUACUUUUAGAUGGAUUCGCUACGAUUAGCAGGAGUUCUAAAUAAGU
This is a messenger RNA of Drosophila gunungcola (fruit fly), 510 nucleotides long. RefSeq lists its product as uncharacterized. Gene Ontology annotation, molecular function: DNA-binding transcription factor activity. Gene Ontology annotation, biological process: regulation of DNA-templated transcription. The transcript has a single exon. The record is from RefSeq and is a predicted model, not a curated record. Lineage: Eukaryota; Metazoa; Arthropoda; Insecta; Diptera; Drosophilidae. The coding region runs from base 15 to 368 and encodes 117 amino acids.